AUUAAUUUCUGCAUUAUAUUUUUGUUUUAAAUGUAUUUUUGUUCCUUCGAAUGUUUAUAUGUUGAAUUCCUCUGUUUCUCUCUGUUGAAAUACAAAACAUAUAUUAGUUUCCCAGUUCUCUCUGUUUCUCUCUUAUUUUGGGUGUUUACAGCAGCAGCAGAUUGCCAAAUGGCACUGAGCACCCAAAGAGACUCUGCCUUUCUUCCUUCACCUGAUCAGUCUGCUCCUCAAUCAAACCACGAUGUGUUUUUGAGUUUCAGGGGUGAGGACACUCGAAAUAGCUUUGUGUCCCAUUUAUACCACGAAUUGCAGCUCAGGGGCAUUAAAACAUUCAAGGAUGAUCCAAAGCUUGAAAGAGGGACAGCUAUUUCUUCGGGGCUCUUCAACGCAAUCGAAGAAUCAAGGCUUGCAAUCGUUGUCCUCUCGCCAAAUUAUGCGUCUUCUUCCUGGUGCUUGGAUGAGCUUACAGAGAUUCUCCAAUGCAUGAAACCCAAGGGCACAAUUCUGCCAGUGUUUUAUCGUGUGGAUCCCUCCGAUGUGAGAAAACAAAGCGGCAGUUUUGCGUGCGCGUUCGCUGAGCAUGAGGAAAGGUUUAGGGAAGACAGAGAAAGGGUGAAGAGCUGGAGAACUGCUUUAACUGAAGUGGCCAAUUUAUCUGGGUUUGAUUCAAAGAAUGAGUGUGAAAGAAAGCUUAUUGAAAAUAUUGUUGAAUGGGUGUGGGAGAAAGUGCAUCACAGAUUCAAAUUGUUAGAUUCCAAAGGGUUAGUGGGAAUGAAGUUUAUACGUGAGCAAGUAGAUUUGCUUUUAGCUCACUCUACGGAUGAUGUUCGCUUUAUAGGGAUAUGGGGGAUGGGCGGAAUUGGCAAAACAACCAUUGCUCAGCUAGUUUAUGAUAGCAUUUCUACCCAUUUUGAAGUUAGCUGCUUUCUUGCUAAUGUUAGAGAGGUUUCUCAACGUGGUAAUCUUGUUCAUCUACAAAGACAACUUCUUUCCCCAAUCUUAAAGGAUCAAAUUACUCAAGUUUGGGAUGAACAGUGGGGAACCUCUGUCAUUAAGAAAUGCUUGUAUAAUAAAAAGGUUCUUCUCAUUCUUGAUGAUGUGAGUGAAUCAAGCCAUCUUGAAAAGUUGGCUGGUGAAAAGGAUUGGUUUGGUAAGGGGAGUAUAAUCAUUAUUACAACUAGAGAUAAACGGUUGCUAGUUAAACAUGAUAUACAUAUAUCAUAUAAGGUAGAGGCGUUAGGUAAUGAUGAUGCUCUUGAGCUCUUCAGUUGGAACGCCUUUAAAAAAAAUGAGCCGGAGGAAGGUUAUUUGGAAUUGUCAAAGGGUUUUGUAAAUUAUGCUAGAGGACUUCCACUAGCUCUUAAACUUUUGGGAUGCUUAGUGUAUAAGAGAGAUCAAUAUGAAUGGAAAAGUGAAUUGGAUAAGCUGCAGAAAAUUCCUAACUCACAAAUUAUUGAUUUGCUCAAAAUAAGUUACGAUGGACUGGAUGAGAUGAAUAAGGAUAUAUUUCUUGAUGUUGCAUUUUUUCACAAGGGGAUGUUCAAGGAGCGUGUAGUUGAAAGACUAGACUGCUGUGGCCUAUGUGGUCAUAUUGGGAUAAAUGCUCUUGUCCAGAAAUCACUUUUAACUAUUGAUAUUUCAAAUAACACGGUUGAGAUGCAUGAUUUGAUACAGGAAAUGGCAUUGGAAAUUGUUCGUCGGGAGUGUCCUGAUGAGCCUGGUAGACGAAGUCGAUUGUGCAAUUGUGAUGAUAUCUCUCAUGUAUUCAUAAACAAUACAGCAACAUACAAAAUUAAAGGCAUUGCCUUACGCAUGGCGAGACUUGAAAUGGCAGAUUGGAAUUGUGAAGCCUUCUCUAAGAUGUGUAACCUGAAAGUUCUUGAAUUUGAUAAUGUGAUCAUUUCUUCAAGCCCCAGAAUUCUUCCUAAUUCCUUGAGAAUUAUCAAAUGGAGUUGGUAUCCUUCCAAAUUUCUCCCAUCAAGUUUUCAACCGAAUUUCCUUAUUGCACUUAAGAUGCGUGAGAGCAAACUUGUUCGGCUUUGGGAUGGAAGAAAGGACUUGCCCAACUUGAAAAAAAUGAAGCUUUUUGGCUCUAAAAACUUGACCACAACCCCAGAUUUCAGUGGCGUUCCGAAUCUUGAGUUGUUGGAUUUUCAAUUUUGUAAGAAUUUGGUUGAGAUUCACCCGUCAAUUGCAAAUCUCAAAUGUCUUAAAAGCUUGGAUCUUGGUUAUUGCUCAAAAUUGAAAAAGAUUCCAGAAUUUUCAAGGCAAAUGAAAAAUUUGUCAACGCUUAAUUUAAGUGGGAUGUCCAUUGAGAAAUUAUCUUCAUCAAUAGGAUGUCUGGUUGGCCUUACUGAUCUGUCACUACAGUAUUGCAAAAAUCUCGCGGGUCUUCCGAGUGAAAUUUGUAAUUUGAAGUCUCUUACUGAUCUGUCACUACAGUAUUGCAAAAAUCUCGCGGGUCUUCCGAGUGAAAUUUGUAAUUUGAAGUCUCUUACACACCUCGAGGUGAGUGGAUGCUCAAAAAUUGACAAAUUCCCAGAGAACAUGGGAGAGAUGGAGUGUUUACAUACGCUUCAUCUGAAUGGAACUGCUAUAAGACAGCUGCCACGCUGCAUUGUUGGUUUGAAAAAACUGAGGGAUCUAUCUUUGGAUGGAAGAAGUGGAUCACAACCUAAUAAAUCAAGGUUUUGGUGGGGCCUCCCCCGCUUAAAUGGAAGAAAGGCAUUUGUGUUGGCUUCGCUUGAUGGUUUAUUCUCUUUGAAGUAUUUGGAUCUAAGUAAUUGUGGCGUUUGUGAAGGGGAUCUUCCCAGUGAUAUUGGUUGCUUGUCCUCUUUAGAAAAAUUAAGUCUUAGUGGAAACAAUUUUGUUAGCCUUCCUGCAAGCAUUGGAUGUCUUUCUAAGAUUAAGUCAUUUUGGGUGAAUGGGUGCCAAAGUCUUGAACAAUUGCCAGAUCUUUCUAAGCUUAUCUCAUUGGUGGAUAUAAACAUAGCCAAUUGCACUUCCUUAAAAAUGUUACCACAUCUUUCGUCAAAUUGCUCAUUAAAGAACAGAAUACAUUUUAAUUGUGCCAAUUGCUUUGUAUUGGUUGACAAUGAAGGCUGCGACAGUAUAAUACUGAAAAUGCUACAGCGAUACCUUCAGCCUCGGGUACUCCGUUUUAUUAGGCCUCUUUACGGAUUCACAAUUUUAACUCCUGGAAGGAAAAUUCCAGAGUGGUUCAGUAAUCAAAGUUUGGGAGAUUCCCUAACUGUGGAGCUACCUACCACGUGGAUGGGAAUUGCUUUUUGUGUUGUGUUUGAAGUUCAGGCUAAUCUUUCUGAUGUUCAUUAUGUUCGAAUUAACUGUUCCCCACAAGGAAUGCGGACACAUGGAGUAUUUCCAAAAGAAUUUACUAUAUUCGAUGUUGUGUCAGAUCACCUUUGGGUAAUUUAUGUAUCUCGUAUACAAUCUGAGAAGAUAUGCGGUCAGAUAAAGUUUUUGUUCACAACUUAUUAUUCUCAUCAAGACAUAAUGCUGGAACACAAAAAAUCUUGUGUGAAGAAGUGUGGGUUUCGUUUGGUGCACGAGCAAGAUGUGGAACAACUCAACCAGAUCAUGAUGAACAAAUCCGUCAUCAAGAGCACUACUACUUGUCCUACCAAAUCAGCUGAUGCACAAGGUCAACACCACCAUGAUGACGAGGAGGCUAGUCCUAGUGGAAGUGGUAGCUCUCACAAAAAAUCUCUCUUCUGCAAUACCUAUGCUCUUUCCAAAAAGGCAGACCAAGAUGAAUUAAAUGAUGUUGUUGACGAAGCUCGGCCCAGAAAAAGAAAAAAGAUCGAUGCGAUUGGGACUAACCUAUGAUUCCUCACUUUCAAAGCAAGAGGCAUCACAGCUGCUGUAUUUCAAUUACAUAUUACAAGACUACAGCUGUUGAAGCCAGCCAAUUGUGUCCUGUGGUCAACUGAAAUUUGGGUUCUUGAUGCCAUGGCCGAUAUUGGGCACACUGCUAUUUCAUUGAUCAUAUCUUUGAUAGUUUGUGCAAUCUCUCAUUCAAUUAUGCAUUCUUCUCUUAUUUAGCAUCUCUCAGUUUCAAAUUAUGCAACAGAAUAGAAUUCAUGAGAGAUUCAUUAACAUCCCAA
Messenger RNA from Prunus mume (Japanese apricot), 4124 nucleotides. Lineage: Eukaryota; Viridiplantae; Streptophyta; Magnoliopsida; Rosales; Rosaceae. The record is from RefSeq and is a predicted model, not a curated record.